Molecule: messenger RNA, 915 nt
Organism: Acomys russatus (golden spiny mouse)
Lineage: Eukaryota; Metazoa; Chordata; Mammalia; Rodentia; Muridae
Gene: Capsl
Product: calcyphosine like
Exons: 5
Coding region: 87-713 (208 amino acids)
Molecular function (GO): calcium ion binding
Source: RefSeq, a predicted model, not a curated record
GGGAGGAGACCAGAGUCCCCAGGUGGAGAAGUCUGUGUCCAUAGUUUCAGCUUGAAGCAGCCUGUGACUACAAAUUAGCAUUUCAGAUGGCAGGGACAGCACGCCACGACCGCGAGAUGGCAAUCCAAUCCAAGAAAAAGCUCUCCACAGCUACUGAUCCCAUUGAAAGACUGCGACUGCAAUGCCUGGCCAGGGGCUCUGCAGGCAUCAAAGGACUGGGCAGAGUGUUUCGGAUUAUGGAUGACAAUAACAACCGAACCCUUGAUUUCAAAGAAUUUUUGAAAGGGUUAAAUGAUUAUGCUGUGGUCAUGGAAAAAGAGGAGGCAGAAGAACUUUUCCGGAGAUUUGACAGAGACGGGAACGGAACAAUAGACUUCAAUGAAUUUCUUCUCACGUUAAGACCCCCAAUGUCCAGAGCCAGAAAAGAGGUCAUUAUGCAAGCUUUUAGGAAAUUAGACAAAACUGGAGAUGGGAUUAUAACCAUUGAAGACCUUCGUGAAGUUUAUAAUGCUAAACACCAUCCAAAGUACCAAAAUGGGGAAUGGACGGAGGAGCAAGUCUUCAGGAAAUUUCUGGAUAACUUUGACUCACCCUAUGACAAAGAUGGAUUGGUGACCCCAGAGGAGUUCAUGAACUACUACGCAGGCGUGAGUGCGUCCAUUGAUACCGAUGUGUACUUCGUCAUUAUGAUGACGACUGCCUGGAAGCUGUAAAUGCCUGUCCCUGGGAUCCAGGCCACGGAGACAGUCCCGUGACCUCAGACGACUGAGCCUCCACCCCAAAACUCAGGAUGAUAUUUUAUUUACCAUUUAUUGCACAGCUUCUUCUUUGCCAAGACACUGUAUUUUCCAGGGCUGGCAAAAGGGUAGAAAUAAAGUCACUAAGUAAUUAACUAUGGGCUUGCCUCCUUUGAAA